Messenger RNA from Neurospora tetraspora, 1353 nucleotides. RefSeq lists its product as uncharacterized. Lineage: Eukaryota; Fungi; Ascomycota; Sordariomycetes; Sordariales; Sordariaceae. The transcript is spliced from 2 exons. Bases 1 to 1353 code for a protein of 450 amino acids. The record is from RefSeq and is a predicted model, not a curated record.
AUGACGACCCACAAUGAAAAGCCCUCGGCCAUCAAAAAGCUUCCCCUGGAGCUAAGAGAUCUGAUAUGUGAGCACAUGGCUUCAACGCUGCACUCAGCUCUGCACCAUAGCAGCCUUCCAGAAGAUGAUCCUUGGACUUUCUCUUGGACCACACCACACCGACCCCCCGACUGCCAAAUCAUCCAAAAGCGUCUUCGAGCUUUGUCACUUGUUUCCAAGGCCUGGUCCCGUUCAGCACAGCGAGCAUUAUUUGCGGUAAUUCCGAUAAGCAGUGCUCGGUGCCUCAUGAAGUUGCUCAGGAGUCUGUUAUUAUACCCGAAGAACAGACGUUUCAUUCGAUGCCUGAUACCAAUAUUCUCAUUCCAAUGCGAUAAAUUGUAUGUGGGGCGGUACCGAGUCCCAUUCAACCUUGGGAUGCUCACUUUGGCACAAUUUGUGGAUAACUUGGGUCAUAUUCUGUUCACGCCCACUGUGGACGAGCUUCCGCACGCCAUGCUGCUUCGUACCAGUCUCAUCAAGCAUGCACUUCACCCACUACUACCGGACCCCAGUAACCACGCAGACGCAGACUAUAGCGUCUAUCGCUUCCGGGAGGUCUUAAACUCGGCCUUAUGGAGUGUUGUUCACCUUUCUCCAUCGCUCAGUACGGUUCACUUGCGUACUGAAACCUAUUAUUCCGCUUCACCUUUUGGGUAUGGCGAGGAGAUGACAUAUAGCGGACGUUUUCUUGAAGGUGGCCGUCCACUCCUGAAAACUCUCAGUCUGCACUCCGAUGCCUUCCCAACAGUCUAUAACAGGCGCGAUUAUGAAGAGCUUGCUUACGAGUGCUGGAUGUCAUGCAUUCCCAGCAUCCAGUAUAUCACGCUCUUGGGUGAUUCCAACUGGAUGCACAAUGGCGAGUGCAGCGAGGCGCGGAAGCUCGACGACGUGUACCGCUGGCUGGAUAGCGUUACAAAACUCACUUCACUUCGGCUACUCAAUGGGCACAAACAUACGCUUGAGGAGUUGGUGUUUGAUGGCUACCAGGGAAUGGCGCUUUCUGAGCAAGACAGAGAAGUGGUGAGCUCGACAAAUAUCACCCGCUUUGGGCCUACCAAGACGUUAUCUUGCUUGCCAGAACUCGAAAAAUUGGCGUAUCUCAAACUGCCCUUACACUUUCUCAUAUCUAACAUGGACGCCCAUUUUAUUCACGAAUAUAUGUCUCCAGAAAAUGAGGGAGAAGCACUUGCUUUGGUCAAUACCUCCUUUCCCCCGUCACUGAAAAGACUUGACAUUGUGGUCUACGGGUUUUAUCUUGAUGAGGAACGGGUUGGUGAGAUCUACCCACUCAGAACGAUCACCGUCAGGUUUUGA